Molecule: messenger RNA, 189 nt
Organism: Clunio marinus
Lineage: Eukaryota; Metazoa; Arthropoda; Insecta; Diptera; Chironomidae
Source: the annotation of a GenBank genome assembly
AUGGCUUUGCAGCUUAAACAUAAACACGAUUCUCAGGAAACCGUUUGCACCCCAUCAGUUGUUCAACAUCAUGCAAAAAAGGGGUUGAUAGGUUUUAUGUCACCUAAAAGCAGAGACUUUGUAAUAAUUGUGCCAAUUUCUUCAUAUUAUGCAAUCGCAUUAGAAGCUCUCAAAUUGGAUUCAUGUUAA